This is a messenger RNA of Myxocyprinus asiaticus (Chinese sucker), 609 nucleotides long. RefSeq names its product mitochondrial ribosomal protein S6 (gene mrps6). Gene Ontology annotation, molecular function: small ribosomal subunit rRNA binding; structural constituent of ribosome. Lineage: Eukaryota; Metazoa; Chordata; Actinopteri; Cypriniformes; Catostomidae. The transcript is spliced from 2 exons. The record is from RefSeq and is a predicted model, not a curated record. Gene Ontology annotation, biological process: translation. The coding region runs from base 148 to 507 and encodes 119 amino acids. Gene Ontology annotation, cellular component: ribosome; mitochondrial small ribosomal subunit.
CUGAGCGGACAAAAAUCAGAAGAAGUCGCUUCUAGGGCAAAAGGAGACACCUUUAGCAUUUGAAGUCUCUUUUUUUUUCCCCAGAGACAUUUGUUCUUCUUUUGAAUUGUCUUUGAUGUAAACUCUUUGGACCUUCCAUAUCUAAAGAUGCCGAGGUAUGAGCUGUGUUUGAUCCUGAAGGCGAUGCAGAGGCCGGAGACUGCGGCUGUCCUGCGGCGCACGGUGGAGACUCUGUUCGAGCGCGGCGCGGUGGUCCGGAGUCUGGAAAACCUCGGCGAGCGAAGACUGCCCUACAAGAUCUCCAAACACGACUGUCGCCACACGCACGGCGGAUACUUCUCCGUCGAUUUCCACGCCUCGCCCAAUAUCGUCAGCGGGCUGUUGGAGCAACUUGAACGGGACAUUGACGUUUUGCGUCCCACAGUUUUGAGAAAAGACAUUGAGUUUCCCAAGCCGCAGUGCUGUGGCCCGCCACCUGCCAAAGCAAAGAGUGCCUCGUCGAAGUAAAUGAUUGUGAAGAUUGCCUAAUCUGCUGGAUUAUAGAAAUGGAUUUGCAACCAGACAAACUAAUAUCUGGAUUUAUUUAAAAAAUAAAAAAAAAUUUGUGCA